UAUGAUCCGAGUCAAACUGUUCUACUACAUAAUAUGACGUCACAUAAACGCGCCCGUCAGAUAGACAAACUUGGAGCAUGGGACACCUUGGUGCCACAAUCGUACUGAUUCAUAUUUUAUUUUGGACCAUUUGCAGUGGGAAGAGACCGUGCACAGGAUUCAUCUGUACAGAUGGACGGUGCAUUGCUCUAAGUUCAAUGUGUGAUGGCCACGCUGACUGUAGCGAUGGCUCAGAUGAGCUCCCAGUUACUUGUGGUUUGCCCAAGUGCAAGCGGGAUGAGUAUGCCUGCGCCAACCGGCGCUGUGUGUCCUCUGUCUUCCUCUGUGACAAGAUGGAUGACUGUGGCGAUGGGAGCGACGAGGCCUCCUGUGAGCCAGACCGUGCCCGCCCAACGAUCCCCAGCGCCCCCUCGCCUCACGCCUUUUGCGCCCCAUCGGAGUUCAGGUGUGGGGAUGGAGAGUGCAUCACACACGCCUUCAGGUGUGAUCACUCGGAGGACUGCACAGAUGGGAGUGACGAGCAAGACUGUGAUAAGAACGAGUGUCUGGAGAACAACGGGGGCUGCUCUCACCUGUGUGUGGACCAGCCCAUGGGCGUCCUGUGUGACUGCCCCCCUGGCUGGAUGCUGUUGGGGGACACUCAGUGUGAGGAAAUUGAUGAGUGCCUUAGCAACGAUGUCUGCAGUCAGAUUUGUGUCCAUGCCAAUGGCACCUUGACCUGUGAGUGUCAUAAAGGAUACGUUAAGGGUCCUCGCAUGGAAGAAUGCACAGCCAUCGGGGACCGGGCUGUGAUUGCAUUCACCAGCUCAACAGGCCUACGUUCCGUUGACACCUCGGGUCAGGAGUACCGUCAGGUUACCGCAUCUUCCACCACACCAAGCCCAGUGGCAGCGCUCGUUGCAAACCGGACCCUCUACUGGGCUGGUUCCGAGCAAGGCACCAUCUACAGGACGUCAUUGGAAGGAAAUGCACACAAGUCUGUGUUGCUGUUGAGGAGCCACGGCACCAUUCUGGGUUUGGCUGUGGACUGGAUCCACCAUCUGCUGUACUGGACCAACACCAACACACAUUCCGUUAAUGUGGCCUCUCUGGACGGGUCCCAGCGGCGCCUGUUGGUGGGGGGCCUGUCCAAACCCACUGGGGUAGCAGUGGAGCCCCUGGAGGGGCUGCUGUUCUGGGCUGACGCUGGCACCACACCCAGGAUUGAGCGGGCAUCACUGGAUGGACGUGGGAGGACAACACUGGUCACCUCCGCAUUGCAAAGCCCAGUGGCCAUUGCCGUAGACCUUCCGCGUAAGCUCCUUUAUUGGGCCGACGCUGGAAGGCGCUCGGUUUCGCGAAUCAGCUUCAACGGCCAGCAGCGCAAGACCGUGCUGGAGUCCAACGGCUACCUGGACCGGCCGUUUGGACUGGCCGUAUUUGAGGGGCAUGUGUUCUGGUCUGACCAGGCCAGUGGCGCUCUGUGCCGUGCCAGCAAGCAUAACGGCAGCUCUGCUCUGGUGCUCCUGGGCCAGGUGGCCUCGCCGGGAGGGCUAGCCGUGGUACACCCCGUCCUGCAGCCACACGGUCAGGCAGUGUGCGGCUUCCCAGGAAGGGUGUGUCCCUCUGGGUGUAUGCCAGAACUCUUCUCUGAGACAGCACUGCCUCGGUUUACCUGUUUGACGCCUACAGAACAUCCUGGGAGUCUAUCGUACCACCCUAGGCUGACUUCAGACCUCUCUGAGGCCAGCUUUACAUGGAUAGUGUCACUCAUUGUGCUGCUCAGCCUGCUGCUGGUGGGGCUGCUGCUGUGGUGGUGGAGGGUGGAGCUGAGCUCCACCUGCGGCCCCAGCCUCCACGCCGAUGACUCCCUCAGAGAGUCCUGCGACCCUCUCAUGCCCGCCGCUGCCCCCCUUGAUGGCCAUCUUCUCAAGGUGACUGCUUAAGCUGGCGGGGGUGACGGACGGCGCUCGUGUGAGGACACCAGGGCGGUUGAUCUUGUCAAACUGUCCUGUCCUGUUUUCACUUGUUCCAAAGGCUUCCACGUUCCUGUGCUGCUAUGAGGCGGGGCAGCACUGGCUGAUGGUGCUGGCUCCCUGCACUGCCUGUAAAUCCUGCAGAUGAGGUUUGGCGGGAGGGGAGGGGCGAGGUUGGAGUGCAGGGUUAAAUGGAGAUUUAGAGCAGGUAAUUUAACUCAGUCACAGUGUUUUAUCAGCAGAUGAAUUGCUCCCGAUCUCCACCUGAUCACUCCUUCAUUUAACUGGUUGUUGUGCCUUUAGUCUAAGAUCACUGUCCACAAAAAAAAUAAUUUAGAUAGUGGUGUGGUGUGACGGUACCCCAUAGAAGUAUUUUUUUUCUCUCUGUGUGUUUUGUUUUUGUUUUUUUCCGAAAACUUUCCAGAAAGUAAUGACAGUGAAGAGCACCCUUUUGGUACGAGAGAACACAAGUAGUUGGCUUCAUUGUUAAUGGUGUAGCUGUUGGAACGCACAACAGUGAUAUGACAUUUUCAUUACCAGAAAAUCAUAUCACAAGCUUUGAAGAAAAAUUGUAAUUGCCAUAAAAGGCAAACGAAUAUGAGUCACCCUAUGCACAUGCUUGAGUGACUUCCUGAUUUAAGGAUUUAUCAAGCUUGAACCAAGAUGCCUAUUACUGUAACUUGUCCACAAUGUAAAGUUAUGCUUUAACCUAAGGAGUUUAGGCUUGUUUUCUCAGUAUUUGGACACACAUUGUUGCCAGCCUUAACUACCCUCAAAUGUGUAUCUCUGGCACUGUAAACUUGAUAUCUAUACGAGUUCUCCUGUUCAGAUAUUCUGAAUGGCUUAAUAGCUGGAUGGUUGAAAUUAUUUGUCAUCAGUAGGAUUUUUUAAAUUAUUUUGAAUACAGGUGUGAAUACUGUACUACCUGCUGGGAAGAGUUAUGAGCAAUGAUUGUACAUUAGGUAGAGCUAGCGCAUAAUUUGCACUUUCUUUUUUUCUGUUGGUGAUUUCUACUUUCCUUUGGUUGUUAUAAAUUCCCAAAUGGAGAAUAAAUCUGUAAUAUUGUAAAACUCCAUGGUGCAAAAAAUGUUACCCAGUCUUAAGACAUUAAGGCACAAGUCAGUGUUUUAUUAUCUUUGUUUGAAAAUCAUUUUCUUUAUUGCUGAGAUUUUGCAGCCUUGGUAAACAUUAUAUCCCUUGGGAUGUAUGAGUGAUGCAGUGGAAAUUGUGAGAUGUCAGCUUGGAACCUCCAGAAUAGAUUACAAUAUGGGUUUCAUUUGUUAAUUGAGUUAAUAUUUAUUGUUAUAGCACUGUUUUGAUCAAAGAUUCAAUAGUUUUUGUUUGUUAAAAAGUUCUCAAUAUCAGGAUGUCAAUGGAAGCAAUUGUGCUGUAGUGAUUGAAUGAAAUAAACUGUUGAGAAUUC
Clupea harengus (Atlantic herring) is the source of this 3378-nucleotide messenger RNA. Its product is annotated as low-density lipoprotein receptor. Gene Ontology annotation, cellular component: apical plasma membrane; plasma membrane; signaling receptor complex. NCBI's taxonomy places the organism in Eukaryota, Metazoa, Chordata, Actinopteri, Clupeiformes, Clupeidae. The record is from RefSeq and is a predicted model, not a curated record. Gene Ontology annotation, biological process: receptor-mediated endocytosis. Gene Ontology annotation, molecular function: protein binding; hormone binding; calcium ion binding.